CUUUAUAAUAAAAAAAAGAGAAAGAGGAAGAAUUUGUAUUUACUGAGUUCCUCCAGGUUCCUGAGUCUGUGUAACUGCCCUCUGUGCUUUCUCACUGCAUCAUCAUAACAAUACAUUGCGGUGGGAACUACCAUCAUUCCCACCUUACAGAUGAAGAGACUGAGGCUCAGAAAAGUUAAGCCCGUGAUCACACAGCUAAUAAGGGAAAUCUGGGGUUUAACUCAAGCUCUGUCUAACUCUAGGGCCCAAGUCUUAAUUAUGAACCACAUGAGAAAGAUAUAAGAGACAUUCAGGGGUGGAGGGAUUUUGGAGAGGAAUUACCAUGGUAACCCCACCUGUGUCUUCCUGAAGCCUACUCAUUUCUCCGUCAUUGGCCACCUGUCCCCAUGGCCCAUGUAUGCCAGUGGCCAGACCAUUCUGCAGAACCGAAAGCCCUGUUCAGAUGACUGCCGGAAGCGAGCAGGUAGCUGGCAGGAGCAGACCAUGGGCAUUGCCAAGCCGAGGUACCUGGAGCAGCUGGAGAACUACCUACGCAAGGAGCUCCUCCUGCUGGACCUGGGUACAGAUUCUGCCCAAGAGCUGAGGCUGCAGCCUUUCAGAGAGAUCUUUGAGUUCUUCAUAGAGGACUUCAAAACAUACAAGCCAUUGCUGUCCUCCAUCAAGAAUGCGUAUGAGGUGAUGCUGGCCCACCAGAGGGAGAGGAUCCGGGCUCUGGAGCCCCUGAAGGCCAAGCUUGUCACUGUGAAUGAGGACUGCAAUGAGAGAAUCCUGGCCAUGAGGGCUGAAGAGAGAUACGAAAUCUCAGUGCUCAAGAAAGAGAAGAUGAAUUUGCUGAAAGUCAUUGACAAAAAGAAUGAGGAGAAAAUCUCACUGCAGAGCGAGGUGACCAAACUGCGGAAAAGCUUGGCUGAGGAGUACCUUCACUACCUCAGCGAGCGAGAUGCCCGCAAGAUCCUUAUCGCAGACCUGAAUGAGCUACGCUAUCAGCGGGAGGACAUGUCUCUAGCCCAAUCCCCAGGCAUCUGGGGAGAGGAUCCUGUGAAAUUAACACUGGCUCUGAAGAUGGCCCGGCAAGACCUGACCCGCACGCAGAUGGAGCUCAACACCAUGAAGGCUAACUUUGGAGAUGUGGUGCCUAGGAGGGACUUCGAAAUGCAGGAGAAGACCAACAGGGAUCUUCAGGAGCAGCUGGACAGCCUGAGAGCCGACUAUGAAGAGGUCCGUAAGGAGCACGAGAUUCUACUGCAGUUGCACAUGAGCACACUAAAAGAGCGGGACCAGUUCUAUGCUGAGCUGCAGGAAAUCCAGCGUACCUCCACACCACGGCCCUACUGGACCAAGUGUGAAGAUGUGGUGGCUGGGGGCCCAGAGCGCUGGCAAAUGCUGGCCGAGGGCAAGAACAGCGACCAGCUGGUGGAUGUGCUCCUGGAGGAAAUUGGAGAGGGCCUGCUCCGGGAGAAAGACUUCUUCCCUGGUCUGGGCUAUGGAGAAGCUGUCCCCCCUUUCCUUCAGUUUGAUGGCACUGUGGAGAACAAGAAGCCAACCAGGAAAGAGGUGGUAAACCUCCUUAAGGAUGCUUGGAAGGAACGUCUCGCUGAGGAGAAGGUCAGAUCUCACCAGCCACCUUGGCCCAAUUUGGCCUCCAGAGUCCUCCAGCGGAAAGAGAAUUUUCCAGAUUUCUUCUUCAAUUUCCUGGAGCGUCGCUUUGGACCAAGGGAUGCCAUGGCCUGGGCCUACACCAUUUUUGAAAAAAUCAAGCUCUUCCACUCCAACGACGUCAUGAGUCGUUUCUAUGCCAUCUUGAUGGGUAAGAUGAGAGAGAGUGUGUAUGUCAACUACAAGGAGAUAAUAGCACAGCUACUGAAGGAUAUGACGAGUGCUGACAGUCAGAAUGAGGGACUCCUAUCCAUCGAGCAGUUCAGCACCAUCCUCAAGAGUACCUUCCCCCUCAAGAAGGAAGAGCAAAUUCAGGAGUUGAUGGAGGCAGGAGGCUGGCACCCCAAUAGCAGCAAUGCAGACCUGCUCAACUACCAUUCACUAUUUACAGAGAACGAGGAGGGCCAGAGUGAGCCCUUUGUGCAAAAGCUGUGGGAACAGUACAUGGAUGAGAAGGAGGUGUAUAUGCAAGAGAUAAAGCAGGAGCUGGGCCUGGAACUCCAACAUGAGGUAACCCUAGGGAGGUUACGUGAGGCCUUGAUGAACAUCGACCCCAGCCUGGACAGGCAGACUCUGAGAACCUACCUGAGCCAGGCCUUCCAGCUUCCUGAGACAGACCUACCAGAGGAGGGCAAUGAGAAGGAAGAAGACAUCAUGACAUGGCUCCAGGUUGUGCUGGAACGGCUUCAGGCAUCUGAUAUAAGGCGCAAGGGGCCUCGAGAGCAGGAGUCUGCAAGCUAGGGCCACUGUGGGCAGCCUGAGUGUUCCAGGGCUGUGAGCCCCUGCCUUUGGUAUAAAGGUUUUGUUUGUUUGAACCCA
Molecule: messenger RNA, 2475 nt
Organism: Choloepus didactylus (southern two-toed sloth)
Lineage: Eukaryota; Metazoa; Chordata; Mammalia; Pilosa; Megalonychidae
Gene: TSNAXIP1
Product: translin associated factor X interacting protein 1
Exons: 14
Coding region: 394-2397 (667 amino acids)
Cellular component (GO): cytoplasm
Source: RefSeq, a predicted model, not a curated record